AUGGUGAUCACACAGCAAAACACAACUAUGAAGCUGAAUGAAAAGGGUGAAAAGCUUAGCUCUGAAGAUGAAGGCUCUGAAAAAAAUCAGAUUGACACCUCCUAUGAGGUCCAACAAAAGAAUUUUACAUCUAAGGCUCAACUACGUUCUUCUCAUGAUCCUGACAACCAAUUUUAUGAUGAGGAUUUGGAACAAGUACUGAAAGAGCUGUCUGAGCUACGUUUUUCGUCUUCCUCGGCAGAAUGUGAUACAGAAUCUCGGUCAAGCAAAAUCAUCGAAAAGCAGCAUAUUCAGCUCAAUGGUAUACAGUUGAUUUAUCAAUUUCUUGUGUGGUUGAUGUCUAUCACUACUACAUUCGUUUCUCCAGCUCAAACUGAUGUAGCGGACUAUAGUGGAGAGGCCAAAAUAAGAAAAGCUCAAACCGCUGCCAUCAACAAUUAUAUCCCACUAAGAAGCAUUUUGACUUAUUUUGCAGACCAAAUUCCUCCGUCUGUCGGAAGAGUGGAAGUAACUCAUCAGAAGCAACGUAAAGAUUUUGAAGAAAAAACAAAAACCCAAAAGUCCAUUCCUAAUGGAAACUAG
This is a messenger RNA of Pichia membranifaciens NRRL Y-2026, 582 nucleotides long. RefSeq lists its product as hypothetical. Bases 1 to 582 code for a protein of 193 amino acids. The transcript has 2 exons. The record is from RefSeq and is a predicted model, not a curated record. Lineage: Eukaryota; Fungi; Ascomycota; Pichiomycetes; Pichiales; Pichiaceae.